Molecule: messenger RNA, 6816 nt
Organism: Puccinia triticina
Lineage: Eukaryota; Fungi; Basidiomycota; Pucciniomycetes; Pucciniales; Pucciniaceae
Exons: 25
Coding region: 1-6816 (2271 amino acids)
Biological process (GO): phosphorylation; phosphorelay signal transduction system
Molecular function (GO): phosphorelay sensor kinase activity
Source: RefSeq, a predicted model, not a curated record
AUGUCUCCACUGAACUCCGAGCUCUCCUCCCAAGAAACCCUCAAGCCGCUCGGCCAUGGCUGUCAACCAUCGCCAGCCUCGCCUCUAUCGCGAUCGGGAUCUAGCCAAGCCCCGAUCCACCUCCAGCCUAGCACCCCCGCCUACUCUCCCUCUGCCCCAGCCUCUCCGGCGAUUUCCUCGCUGGCGUCAACCAGCUUCCGCGCUGCCCAGCCGCCUGAACCAGCCCCGCCAGUGCCGCCCCCGACGGCCUUCGCCCACACCCCCACCCCAUUCGCAGUCGCCCAGAGUCCAUUCCAGCGCUUCCCCGUCCGUCCAACCGUCUCGCCCAUCCAGUCCUUGCACUUGACCCGCUCAGCAACCACCCAGCCUAACUGGCAGGCCCAUCCACCACCCAACCCCAGCCUGUGUCGUCCUCCGCCUCUGCAGUCGGCCUGCUAUUCGCCACUCCCAGCCGAUCAUCCUCCCAACCCCAUCCCGACCUCCAAUGACCUCCAUCAGCCAGUUCCUCCUCGCCCGUCCGUCUCUCCCGAACCCUCCCCACAGCGCCCCUUCGCUCUCCAGCCCGCCCUCGAAUCCUAUCUUUCCAACUCUGCCCAGCUCGUCUUCAUCAUCCCCGCCCAUCCAAUCUACAGGGCUCUUUGCAGGCGUCGUCAGCUCGGCCUCUCUGAAGAUCCAGACGAACACGCCCAGUUCCCCAUCUAUGAUGGCGGGACCGAUAACAUCUCAACCCCAGCCUCAAGCCAGCAUAUCGUCUUUCCCCAUCUUACCUCCCAAGAUGCCGACUCCGGUAGCAAUUAUAUACUCUCCGAGCUUCUCUCACCGGUCUACGCCAAUCCUGCUGCCGAAGAAUUCGCGCAUCAGAUCCUCGAGAGGACCAAACAGCCGACCGGAAAACAGGCAUCUGAUCUGAACAAUUGCUGGUAUUGGGACAUGAUGAAAUUGCUCCACCACCACGACUUAUCCCGGUGGCUGGACUGGCUGCGUGGAAUACUCAACAGGAAUCGUCAUCCCCCCUCGAGCUUCAAGACAAGCCUCAAGACAUCAUCUCAUUUCAGAGCUCCUAUCUCACUAACCCACCGUCGUAAGAGGCUCAGUCGAGAUCCUCAGCCGUCAUCUUCAACCAAUCAGUCUCCACCAGUCACCUCAGUCACCCCUCCCGCACCUGAAAUCAUCAUGACCGCUCAAAUCUAUACCGACCCCACUGUCGAUGAUUCAUCAAACAUGCACUCCGAUGAAACAAUUAACAGUAGCCACCAAAUCAUUUUCUCUGCUAUUGUUCUGCGUCAUCCAUCCUUGCCAGCCCAUCCUGGCCCUGUCAGAGAAACGGCUGGUCGUCCUCCUAAUGUUCAAACUGCCGAUCAGCAUUCUUCCACCGCCCCGAACGCUUCUCAGGACGAACGAUCGAAUCCUGUCGUGUAUUACAGCACUCCCGCCUCGAAGCCGCCUUCUGCAGAAACUAUCCGAACGAAAAGAAUCAAGACAUCAGCAUCCAAUAGCUCUUUUCACUCUGCCACAACCCGCCAGGAAUUCGGUGCUCCGCUCACCAACACCCUCAGCCAAUUCAUCAUAAACCAGGAGAGUCAUACAGGCUGUCAAGCUCAACCAACCCAAGCUUCAUCCAAACUCACAUGGUUAGACGAACACAAUGCCAAGCGUCUGUUUCUAAAAUCCAGUCGGCGUUCCAGUCGGCCAAAUGCUGGGCGCGUGUUCACCGUCGGCAGCACGCUCUUGUCCGUCCCCGCUUAUUCUCGUCGUGGUAGUGUUCCUAGUCGCAGCGGAUUAUCCCAUGAGCCACAAGAAGCAGAGAGAGCUAACGUCUCUACUAGCGAGCCGAAGCAUAGCCCUACUGAUUUGGAUAAGAUGGUCCUAGAUGAUCCGUGGUGUCGAGAAUUACCAGAUUCCAGCCUCGAAAACUACUCAUUAACACAAAAUGUCAUAUCAGACUCGCAUGGCCAGCUGGCUGCUGCUACUCGUCGGCCCGACGAGACUUUCGAUGAACUGAUGGCUUCCAAGGAAGAUUCCCCAUUUUCGUCUUUCGCCGAUCCAAGUUCCGUUCGUAAUGAUCAGCAUGGGGUGCAGGGUGAUCUAUCGUCUAUCCAGGAGGAAUAUCCCGAGCAAGAUUGGAUGAGCGAAAUCCAUUCCGGCCGCUCAAGCAGCCGAUCAAAAUCAGCUAUCUCCUCUUCACGUUCCAGUCGAUCCCAAUCCUUCUCAUCCAGCUCGUCUAUUAGCACCUGUCAUCCUCAGGACCCAGCUGAUAGUCUAUUCCGACAAGCGUUGAUGGCCUCCCCCACCGGACAACUGAUAGUUGAACUGGAUUGGCAAAACACACCGAUCGGACCGAUAGAAACAUGGAGUCCCACCCUGAGAUCAAUGGUUACCCUGAUCUUGGCAUCUCCGUAUAGAAUGAGUUUGCUCUGGGGCGAUGAAUGUGUAAUGCUAUACAAUGAUGCUUACGUGAGGACGUGUGGGCUCAAACACCCAAGCCUUUUGGGCCAGAGCGGCGCACAUGGAUGGGCUGAGCUUUGGGCCGACUUGGGAGACAUCGCCGAUUCCGUCCUCCGGGGCGAGGUUUACACGGUCUACGACAGUCUACUCUUCUUCGAUAGAGACCCCAACAACCCGAAUGGAAUCCGGAAGGAGGAGUCUUACCAUUCUUUCAGUUGGAUUCCUGUUCGAGGACCAAGUGGCAAAGUUGAAGGGAUUUUGAACCCAUCUUUUGAAACUACCCUAAGGGUCAUUGCAGAGCGUCGCUUGGGCAGUUUGCGCGAUUUGGUCCAGAUAACGCUCAUGUCAAGAACUCGAGUUUCUUAUGAGGAAAGAUGUUUGGAAAGUUUUGCUAAGAAUCCAUAUGAUUUGCCCUUCGUCAUCAUGUACUCUUGUGAAAGCAAGAAAACCUCCCGCAAAGGUCCGACGUCAACUGACGAAGGCGCAUCGGACGCUUCAGCUUGUUGGAUCAAUUUACAACUCAAACUGGCUGGAACAGUUGGCGUUCCUAAGGGACACCCAUCGGCUCUUGAGCAAAUCCAGUUCAAUAUUCAAAUCCUUGGUUCCAACUCUCAGUCUGGGGGUAGUGGUCACAGUUCGUCGACUAAAAGUCAUUCUGCUGAUAACAUGUCGAACUCGCCCUCGUCGGUCGGGUCCCAGAAAACCAUGCACACCGAACUUACGGAUGACGAGACUGUUGUCUGGCCUCUCCGAGAAGCUUGCACUUUUCGUAAACCAAUUUAUAUAGCUCAUUUGGGAGACCGGGCAAAAGGAUUUGAAAGUCGGGGAUGGCCUGAUCAGACGAGAUCGGCUGUAGUUAUGCCAGUAAGUACUAGCGAGGAUUCAGCACCAUUGGGAGUCAUCGUCUUCGGACUUUCUCCUAGGUUGAACUGGACCGAAGCCUACGCGCUCUUCCUGAACCUCUUGACUCGACAAUUCUCGACCGGGUUGUCGACCGUGAUAGGCCACGAGGAGGAGGCUCAACGCUUGGAGGACUUGGCUGCCUUAGAUCGGGCAAAGACCACAUUCUUUACCAAUAUCUCUCACGAAUUAAGAACCCCACUAACGUUGAUUGUCGGACCCAUUUCGAUGAUGUUGGAGUCCUCUGACAUCAGUCCCGCCGCUCGAGAGAGGUUGAAAGUCGUCGAGCGCAACACACAGCGGUUAAUCAAUCUGGUCAAUCAGCUGUUGGAUCUUUCACGCUUCGAAGCUGGGAAGAUGGUCGCUCGAUUUAAGGGAACUGAUGUUUCGAAACUGACUGCCAACUUGUCGGCGUUAUUCAGGAGUGCUAUGCACAAGAAUCAACUCGACUUCGUGGUCGAUUGUCCCGAGACGACCCGUCGGGUCUGGGUCGAUCACGACUUCUUCGAGAAAGUUGUCUUCAACAUUCUUUCCAACAGUAUGAAAUUCACUCCCAAAGGCGGCAAAGUUAAAGUGGAAGUGCGAUAUGAUUCCAAUAAUUGUUAUUUGAUUUGCUCUGAUACUGGAAGGGGCAUCAAACCGGAAGAGCUUCCGAAGAUAUUCGAGAGAUUUCAUCGAGCUGAAAACUCGCAUCUCGCCGAAGGUACUGGGAUCGGUUUGGCUUUGGUACAAGAUAUUAUCAAACUCCACUGCGGUUUGCUGGAAGUCGAAAGUCAAGUUGACCGGGGAUCUAAGUUCACCAUCACCUUUCGUCUUGGGGUGGCUCAUCUUCCCCCCGAUUCACUCGAUCAUUCAUGUGACAGUGAAAUCGAUCAAUUCAACGAUCGGGUGGUUGCGUCGAAUGCCAGGCGUUGGAUUUUGGGGGAGAUAGAGCCCAGUCGAACUUUACUGCUCGACGUAUCUCCCAGUCACUCGGAUUCAUCUUCCUCGCGAGGCUCCACCGACCUACAGCUGGCUCCUAUGAACGACGCCGUUAUGUCUACGGCGGGCUCGACGGUUCUGAUCGCCGAUGAUAAUGCGGAUAUGCGUAACUUCCUCAGAAGUGUCUUAAGCCGUUACUACAACGUUGUUGAAGCUGUAGAUGCUCAACAAGCCUACCAAUGGGCCAAGCUCAAUCGGCCCGACAUUUUGGUUUCAGAUGUGAUGAUGCCCGGGAUGGAUGGGUUUGAACUUCUCCGGCGCUUGAAGGCUGAUAGCGAUACCGCAGGGAUGUCGGUCAUCUUGCUCUCGGCACGAGCUGGGUCUGAGAGCCGAAUAGAAGGUCUUGCAGAAGGCGCAGACGAUUAUCUUGUCAAACCAUUUGAGGCUAAGGAACUGGUUGCUCGAGUCAACACUCACCUCCAGAUCGCGAAGAUGCGGCAAAGACUAGAGGCAGCUGUGGCUACCCGAACCCAAUUGUUGAGGGAAAACGAGCAAAAGUAUCGUGAUUUGUAUCAUACGUUUGAAGUCAUCUCCAUGCUCAGUCCAGUCGGUAUAUUCCAAUUAAGUCCACUCGGUCAAAUCACUUUCGCCAACAACGCCUUCCACUCUCAGUGUAAGCUGGCCCGAGGUGAGCCAUUGAGUCAGUGGAUGAACUGUAUACAUUCACUAGACAGGGAGUCGAUUGAGGACACGUUUGAACAAUCGAUUCGAGGACGACAGCCGAUCAAAGGCGAAUUCCGGUGGAGGGACGGAUCGUGGUGCUUCUAUGAACUGACCCCAUACUAUAAAGAAGACGACAGAUUCGAAGGAUAUCUUGGCUCGACCACCGACGUGACCGAACGUAAAGAAUCUGAAAAGAAGCAACUCGAGGCUGCUGAGGCUCGUGCUCGGGAUGCUGAAGAAAGUAAACGUCAACAGGAAGCGUUCAUUGACAUGACAUCCCAUGAAAUCCGUAAUCCGCUACACGGUAUCCAUCAAGCGGCCGAACUUCUCUACUCCUCCUUGAAGCUCUUACAUGGGGUAGUUGAGAACAGUCAUCAGAUCAUUGGACCCGAUCUUGUACAAUUUCGUACUGAACUGCGAGAAGAUAUCGAUGCGAUCGAAAGUAUCCAACUUUGUGCUUCUCAUCAGUCGAGGAUAGCGGACGAUAUUAUCAAUGUCUCUAAACUCAGCAUGGGUCUACUGACAACCAUCAAGACCGACUUCGAUUUAGUUGGCAGAGUGCGCGAGGUACUCUCUAUGUAUCUUAUUGAAGCUCAGCAGAAAUCGGUUGAACUGAAGCUUCAGAUCGGCGAGGGAUUAGAGAUCACUCAUUACAUUUGUGCUGAUCCAAACAGACUAGCACAAGUGAUCAUCAACUUCCUUUCCAACGCCUUGCGAUACACCUCAACCAGUGAAGGCCCCAGGAGUGUGACGGUCAGGGUUGAUGUAUUUACCAAAUGCCCUGAACCCCGUCCCCAUGUCCGAAGAAUAGGCACUUUGAGAGCGGAGGUCGAAGCAGUAGCGCCGGAAGACUUGGUCUACGCGAAAGUCAGCGUCCAGGACACUGCAAGAGGCUUGUCACCCGAAGAGCUGGCCAAGCUAUUUUCUCGAUUUGUCCAAGCCAACCCUACUCAGGAUCAAUAUGGCGGCAGCGGAUUAGGAUUGUAUGUCUCACACCGAUUGAUCGAAAACCACGGCGGUUUCAUCGAGGUGAUGUCGACCAAGGGCCAAGGCUCUGUGUUCUCGUUCGUGAUACCAACGAAACGGAGCGUCAGGCCACCGGUCACGAAUAGUGCGAGUUACAACCAGAGUGUCAAGCGCGGAUUCACCCGAGCUAUCAAUGAGGAGGAGGUCGUCGAGAUGCAACCCGCCUCUGCACUCUUGCCAGGUGGGACAAUCGCAGCUGGUAGCGGGAUCAAUAGUCGGCUUCCGAGCCCGGAUAUCCAUCCUACUCCGGUCACCGACCAGCACCUGUCGAGCCCCCAACGUGUGAUCACCCAACCGCUCCGGGAUGAAAAAUCCAUGAUGAGAGUCAGCGAGAGUUCGCAAUCGAUCCCGGCUCUCGAACGACGCGACUCAGGCUCACAGCCGACUCAUGUCUUGGUGGUCGAAGACAACACGAUCAAUGUCAAAGUUAUCAAACGCCAGCUCACUAUCAAAGGCUACAUCGUCUCCGUCGCCAUGGACGGCAGAGAAGCCCUUAACAGAUUGUACGCCGACGCUUCGGGGACGUCUGACUUGCCGCCGAUCGACAUCGUCCUGAUGGACAUUCAAAUGCCUGUCAUGAAUGGCUUGGAGGCUAUCACUCACUUGAGAGCAGCCGAGAAGGCGGGUGAAAUCAAGAAACGAUACCCGGUGAUCGCUGUGACGGGUAAUGCUCGGAAGGAACAGACUGAACAGUGUCUAGCCAGCGGAUUUGACAGCAUUUGUGUCAAGCCGUACAAGAUCGAUGACGUCCAGAGUCGGAUGGAGGCUUUACUUGCUAAGUUGGAACUCAACGAUAAAUAA